Messenger RNA from Acanthoscelides obtectus, 2338 nucleotides. Lineage: Eukaryota; Metazoa; Arthropoda; Insecta; Coleoptera; Chrysomelidae. The record is from the annotation of a GenBank genome assembly.
GUCUGUGUUUUGCGUAUUGUUCUAAUCAUUUGUCCCCAAAAGCUGUUUCAACUGUCACACUUUUUGAGUGAAACCAUUUUAUUUCAGGUAUGAGGACCACACUAUGCCUCUACACCUUCAAUUUGGACUUGGAAAAGCAAAGAGGAGAAUUAAGGAAAGCGUGUUCGAAAUAUGGUCACAUCGCCCAACCCGCAAGAAGAGUCAAUACCACAAUGAGACUUGCCGCCUUCAGGAACCUCAUGACUGACGAAACUGUGCUGUUGACACUGCCUAUACAAGCUUAUUUGAUCACCUCGUCGGACGAACAUCAGAGUAUCGAUAUAGACGGCUUUGAAAAACGGCGAGAAUACAUUUCCGGCUUCAGUGGAAGCUAUGGUGAUGCCGUGGUUACUCUUGACAAGGCUGCUCUUUGGACCGAUGGUCGUUACCAUUUACAGGCAGACGAACAGCUGGACUGCAACUGGCUCCUCUUCCGCGAAGGUCAUCGAGGAGUCCCCUCCAUGUCCAAAUGGCUGAGAGAACAACUCCCCGCUGGAAGCAGAGUUGGUCUAAACCCAAAAAUCGUUUCUCGGUACACUUGGGACGCACUACACGGGUCCCUGGCUGCCCAUGGGAUAUCACUAGUCGCCUUGAACGUCAGUCUCGUCGAUGUGAUUUGGCCAGAAGAAGAGAGACCUCCAAGGACUGUUAAAGAGGCCUUCGUCUAUGAUAUUGAAUAUGCAGGUAAGAACUACACAACCAAAGUGGAAGAAGUGCGAUCCGAACUAAGAAAAGUUGGUGCAGACGCGAUGGUGGUCACAGCUUUAGACGAGAUAGCAUGGAUGCUGAACAUCAGAGGCAGGGACGUACCUAAUUCCCCGUAUUUACGAAGUUACGUCGUACUUGACAUGCAAAAGGUCUUUUUGUACGUAAACUCCAGCCAGUUGAAUGGUACAGUCAGGAGCCACUUGGGAAUAGGUUCCAGGAUCGUCAAAAGCGACUCCGUGUAUUUGCGAGACUACGAUGACAUUUGGACGGAUCUAAGAACAGAAUCGCAGUACUACAAAAAGAUCCUAGUGCCAUCUUACUGCGUAUACAGUGAAGGUGCUAGCCAUGCAAUCUACCAGCACAUUGAUCCUGAAAGAAGAUUGCCAAUGCAGUCUCCAAUCAUAUAUCUAAAAGCUUUGAAAAAUCAGGUGGAAAUCAAAGGAAUGCUAGAAGCCAAUGUGAAAGAUUCUGCUGCUGUGUGUGACUGUUUUGCGUAUAUCGAACAACGGAUAACUGAUGGUGAGAACUUCACAGAACUAGACGUCGUCAGAAUCCUGGACGAAUACAGAUACGAACAGAGACUAUCACUGGGCAACAGUUUUCGGACUGUAGUAGCGUUUGGUGAAAAUUCAGCUUACCCAAACUAUGAACCUACUAUAAAUACAAAUACCCAAAUUUUCACAAACAGCACAAUCGUUUUGGACUCAGGAGGGCAAUACUUUGGUGGCACAACGGACAUUACCAGAACACUGCACUUUGGUUCUCCAUCUGACGACGUGAAAGAAGCUUAUACAAGGGUGCUAUCAGGAAUGAUCCAGCUGUCUAUGUUGACAUUCCCCAGCCGUUUGAAAAUGGCAAUGGUCGAUGUUGUGGCCAGAUCAGCUUUGUGGGAAGUUGGAAUGGACUAUUUCCAAGACACUGGUCAUGGCGUUGGAUCGUUUUUGGGCGUUAGAGAAUCUCCGAUCAAAAUCAACUUUAAUUCUAAAGUCAGUUCGGAACAAACAUUCAAACCCGGAUACUUCCUCUCAAAUGAGCCUGGAUAUUACAGAGACGGGCAGUUUGGAAUAAAGCUGGAAAACAUACUACAAGUUGUUGAUAAGCCAUGGUUAAAUCAUGGAGGACAUGCAUUCCUUGGAUUUAAAGUGAUAACCUUGGUUCCAUUUGAACCAAACUUGAUCAAACUGGAGUUGCUUUCACCUCAUCAGAGAAGAUGGCUGAACAAAUACAAUGAACAAAUUCGACAGCAUGUAGGAGCAGAAUUGAAGAGACAGAACCGGAUGCAUGGUUUCUAUUGGAUGAUGGAUAAAACUAAGUAUAUUCCAGAAAAUGGGAGUAGAAGCCUCAUCGCAAAUCUGUUGUUAGCUGUAACGAGCACUGCCUUUAUAUGCUUUGUGGUAUAAGAUAUUAUUUUUGUAUUGUAUAAGCUAUUAAUUUAUUGUAAAGGAAAUAUCGAAAAGAUUUAUAGUUUUUUACACCAUACUUGUUUUUAUAGAUUAAAAAAUCACUGCACAUCUUUGUCUCAUUCAAUCAAUUACUGUGGAAUCAGCUGAUGCUAUUAAAAUAGCGAUUUGCAUAUGAGUACACUAUAUGG